AUGGAGUAUGACACUCCUUUGAAGAAGACAGUUACGUUAAGGUUAUAUUGUUCAAUUGAUCAGGAGUACGACGAGGGUUCGACGCGUGGAACAUAUUACCAGCGUAGCUUUCCAGUUCACAUCCUUGCGCCAGAGGCCGGCUUAACAUCUGCACCGACACCCUUGCCAAGCCCGCCAGUCUCCUUUUCCUUCCUGACACUUUCCAAUCCUUCACUCAAGCGCUCGUUUGUACCUAAAUGUUUAGUUAGUUAUACUUUUGUCGUACUUAAAACACUUCCACCUCCAUUACUUUUCUUGUGA
Messenger RNA from Puccinia graminis f. sp. tritici CRL 75-36-700-3, 300 nucleotides. RefSeq lists its product as uncharacterized. The transcript has 2 exons. The coding region runs from base 1 to 300 and encodes 99 amino acids. NCBI's taxonomy places the organism in Eukaryota, Fungi, Basidiomycota, Pucciniomycetes, Pucciniales, Pucciniaceae. The record is from RefSeq and is a predicted model, not a curated record.